GAAAAAAACCUAACCAGUGCACGCCAUGAAUCUACAAAAAUGUAUAUGGAUAUCUGUGUAACUUAUGCAUAUAUCGUUGCAGUUGAUGAAAGCAAAAACCAUUCAAAACGUGAAUAGGCCUUGGCCAUAAAUUUCGUAUUCUCUUUGCAUUUGGCUGCGCUCAAACUGAUACCAGCGUAUACUGUAGGCUGCAUUGGCAUGUGGGUUGUUACGUAGGACCUGUAGAUAAUUACUACAUGGGAUAGUUAUAGGACCGGUCGGGUAGCCGUCAUCUUCAUUCUAACAUCUGCGCGCGUGGACGCGAGAGGACCUGCUUUUGUUUCCAAACAUUGUUCUCACGAAAUCUCGACCGGGUAGUCCGUCCUACUUCUCUCGGGCUAGCCCUUAAAUACUGUGUAUUGGGGACGUCACAGCUAGUACUGGACGCUGUUCUACCUUAACGACAUGCAGAGACCAAACAGCAACCCGCGCCCGGCGUACUUCGGCGGUUCCCGUGCCGAGUGGGUCCUGAAGACGAUCGGCGACUUGGACGACAGGGCCCGGACCUUGCGGUGCAUGCACUGCGCCGGGCAGGCGACGUGGAUCUGCCUGGACCCGGUGUGCGUGUACUACAACCGGGAGAGGGUGGUGUCUCUGUGCGACGAGUGCGACAAGCGCUUCCACCCGACGUCAAGUCUCAUCAUGGACAGCCACCGCCGCAUGGGAGUAGCGCUGUACAUCUCCAUGCUGAUGCUUCACCGCUACCACAGAGUCAUUGGGACGAUCGCUGAGACAAUCGAGCGCGGUAAAAAGUCCGCUCAGGCAGACCGCAGAGAGGCUGAGUUGACGCGGCUUUCAGGGGCGACCCUCCCCGCGCUCCGGUCGCGGUCUCCCGCCACGUCGGAAGCCUCCAACCCGGUCAGCCCCGACAGCACGGAGAUCUCGACAAGUAGGAAGAAGAGGAAGCAUGAAGAAGCGGACGACACAAGUAAACCAGUCACCAGGGCGCCCUGCACUGACGAAGACCGCCAGGUUCAGUUCUCUAUCGCCGAAGUCCGGCCUAUCCACGAGUCGUACGGCCGGAUCCUCGCACGUCUGAGGGACGACCAGUCUCUGUCCGUCUCCGAGGCCUGCAUCCACGAACCUUUCGGCAAGCUGACCGUCAGAAACUACGCCGCCAUCGCCGAGCUGAAGAUCGUGGACGCCAAACUAUACACCUCCGUGCUGGACAGCUACAUGCGACAGGGCGACGGGAGCGGCACGCUGUCGGGGUUCGAGCGGGAGUGUCGGCAGGUGUUGUCCGGGUACUUCCGACAGGUGGCCGCAAUGAGGAACAGGAGAGAACUCUUGCCAAAAUUUGAUAUCCCUAACUAAGAACUAAAA
Molecule: messenger RNA, 1362 nt
Organism: Branchiostoma belcheri (Belcher's lancelet)
Lineage: Eukaryota; Metazoa; Chordata; Leptocardii; Amphioxiformes; Branchiostomatidae
Exons: 1
Coding region: 445-1353 (302 amino acids)
Source: RefSeq, a predicted model, not a curated record